UGUAUACGUAUGUAGACCAGUAUAGAGCAACCGAGUCACUUUACAAAGUGGGAGGGGCACUUAGAGAACAGUAGCUGUAUAAACUGAUCGUUGUGUGAACAAAAAUAAACGGAUUUGUUGUCUUAAUUGUAAUAAUUCUCGAAGAAAUUGUUUCAUUACUAUAAUGUCCAACAGGGCGGUACAGCGGGCCACAAAUGUGGUGUACCAGGAGCAUAACGUGUCCCGAGAUACUCGCGGGAAGGUGCUGGGAGCCAGAGCUGGGUUCAGGGGUUGCACCGUCUGGCUGACCGGUCUCUCUGGCGCUGGAAAAACUACCAUCUCUUUUGCCCUUGAAGAGUACCUGGUGAGCCAGGGUAUCCCUGCGUACAGUCUGGAUGGGGACAACAUCCGGACAGGCCUGAACAAGAACCUCGGCUUCACUCAGGAAGAUCGGGAGGAGAACAUCCGUCGUAUCUCUGAGGUGGCCAAGCUCUUCUCAGAUGGAGGAAUUGUCUGCAUCACUGCCUUCAUCAGCCCUUAUGCUAAGGAUCGUCAGCGUGCCCGGGAGCUCCACGAGGCCGCGGGGCUCAAGUUUGUGGAGGUGUUUGUGAAUACGCCCCUCGAGGUGUGCGAACAGCGUGACGUUAAGGGGCUGUACAAGAAGGCCCGUGCUGGCCAGAUCAAAGGCUUUACUGGUAUUGAUGCUGCGUACGAGUCCCCUGAAAACCCAGAGGUUUCCGUGAAGGCUGGACACAUCUCCAUUGAUGAAUGUGUGCAAGAAAUUGUCAGCCACCUCGUAGAAAUGGAGGUGGUGCCGUCUACUGCCCUGAACACUGUACGAGAACUGUUUGUGCCAGAAAACAGGGUGGAGGCGGUACGUGCGGAGGCUGCACAACUGCCCAGUCUGGAAAUCACUAAGCUGGACCUUCAGUGGACGCAGGUGUUGUCCGAGGGCUGGGCGUCCCCACUGACAGGUUUCAUGCGGGAACGAGAGUUUCUCCAGUGCCAGCACUUCGGCUGUCUCCUUGAUGGUGGAGUGACAAACCAGUCUAUCCCGAUAGUGCUACCAGUCCACUCAAAUGACAAGGACAAGCUGGACGAUUGUAAGGCCAUCUGUCUACGGUACGAGAACAAGCCCAUUGCUAUUAUGCGUGACCCAGAGUUCUAUGAACACAGGAAGGAGGAGAGAUGUAGCCGCCAGUUUGGAACGAGCAACACUGGACACCCUUAUGUGAAGAUGAUCUUUGAGGGUGGAGACUGGCUGCUGGGCGGUGACCUCGAGGUAUUGGAGAGGAUACGCUGGGACGAUGGACUCGAUGAAUACCGCCUCACUCCUCGUGAACUGAAACAGAGGUUCCGCGCUUUAGGGGCGGACGCAGUGUUUGCCUUCCAGCUGCGUAACCCUAUACACAAUGGUCACGCUCUGUUGAUGGCAGAUACAAAACGAAGGCUGCUGGAGCGGGGAUUCAAGAAACCUGUACUACUGCUACAUCCAUUAGGGGGUUGGACCAAAGAUGAUGAUGUGCCCCUGCCACACAGGAUGAAGCAGCACAAGGCGAUCUUAGAAGAGGGCAUUUUGGAUCCAAACAGCACAGUCCUUGCCAUAUUCCCCUCCCCAAUGAUGUACGCCGGCCCUACAGAGGUGCAAUGGCAUGCCAAGGCCCGAAUGGCUACAGGGGCUAAUUUCUACAUUGUGGGUCGAGACCCUGCAGGCAUGCCCCACCCUGAUGGAGGGAAAGACCUGUAUGAACACACCCAUGGAUCAAAGGUUCUAACCAUGGCACCUGGCCUUACUCAGCUUGAGAUUGUCCCAUUUAGAGUGGCAGCCUACAACACCAAACUUAAGGCCAUGGAUUUCUACAACCCUGAACGCAAGGAAGAUUUUGAUUUCAUCUCCGGCACAAGGAUGAGGAAACUCGCCAGAGAGGGUCAGAAUCCCCCAGACGGGUUCAUGGCCCCUAAGGCAUGGAAGGUCCUACAAGAUUACUACCAGUCACUGAAGCAGACGUAACAGGCAGGGCCUGUUAUAUUUUAUUGGGUCCAUAAUAUUCUACAGACAGUAACAAUACAUGUAAACAUUUAAUAUAUAUGUCCAUGAUUUGCAUCAUUAUGUGAAAGAUUUCUUUAUCUGGUGAUAUGCUUUUGUUAAAUUUUAAACAAACAUUCUAGUCAGCUUUUUUUGUCCAGCGGUUGUAAUCAUUAAGGAGUUAUGGUUGUAAGCAUUAAGGAAUUAUGGUUGUUAACAUAUUUUCUACAUAAGGUCACACAAACUGAUGUCAAAUUUACCACUUUUCACCACAUAAUGCCAAAAUACGCAUUAUCGUAAAGUCAUGUUGAAUCAAACAAGGCAAAAACAUGCUUUAAGGUUUAUGCUUUAAGAUUUCUGACAAUUUUUGGACCGAAACAUUUAUAAUUAAAGUUCUUAGUUGGGUUCUUUCUUUAACCAGAACUUAAAAGGAAGAGUCAAGUUUUAUUGUACAGGAUUAUCAUUCUAAAUAAACAUAUUUUUUAAUGAUAUGGGAAAGUAAUAUUUUCAUUUCAUCUGCCAUCUUCAAUUUUUCGAACAAUAAUUUGAUUUGGUGUGGCCUGAACAGUUGGCAAAAUUCACUGCAUAAUCAAAUCUUUCACAUAAUCAAACAGCAACAGAUGUGCUACAUUGUAUUCGGAGGGGAAAUGCCAAAAUAUUUUCUAUUUUCAAAGAAAUUUAGAAGGUACCCACUCACAGUUGAAUACCUACAGGCCUUAAAUUAGUGGUAUACUUCUAUCACGGCCUCAAGGGAGAAAACUAAGUAAAUUUCAUGGAUCAACUGUAUGUUGUGUACCUUUAGGUUUUUUUGCGUUAUCCAGCUGGUUUCCUUGAAUGUGGGCAACUUUUACUUUUGCAUGGAUAACCAGCAUUAGGGGAGUGUUUUAAUUUGGAAAUUGAAACUUUUCAUCUGAAAUAUACUAGAAAAGCCAAUGCUGUAAUACCAAAAUAUUUUGUCUGCUUUUAAAUUUGUUGGACCAAACACUUGCACAAAAAUGGGCGACUUUUUAAGUAUUAUACAUGUGUAAGCUUAAAUAUAUAUUUAUCUAUGUUGAACUUUACUGAGUUUUGUCCCAAAAUGUUUUUAAAGAUAUAUUUAUUAUUAUUUAAGUCUAUAUUCUAUAACUUUACAUGGAGAUUGUAUCAAGUGACCUUGAGGGAAAUGAAUAAAAUUGAAAGAAA
Messenger RNA from Mya arenaria, 3187 nucleotides. Its product is annotated as bifunctional 3'-phosphoadenosine 5'-phosphosulfate synthase-like. Bases 164 to 1990 code for a protein of 608 amino acids. Gene Ontology annotation, biological process: 3'-phosphoadenosine 5'-phosphosulfate biosynthetic process; sulfate assimilation. The transcript is spliced from 12 exons. NCBI's taxonomy places the organism in Eukaryota, Metazoa, Mollusca, Bivalvia, Myida, Myidae. Gene Ontology annotation, molecular function: sulfate adenylyltransferase (ATP) activity; ATP binding; adenylylsulfate kinase activity. The record is from RefSeq and is a predicted model, not a curated record.